AUCAGUAUUUUACCAUUAGCACGUUUCCUGUUGACUGCCAAGCAGUUUGAUAAUAGACCACAAAUCUAUUUUUUCCUCCAUAUUUCACAUCUUUUACACAUACCAAUAUAGAAAAACCGAAGUUUUUUCCUACCGACUACCUACCACAGUGAAGUUUGCUUUAGUAAUUCUCUUCAAACCUCUUCGACCAGUUCCCUAACAAAGUCAACAUUAACGUUGCUAAAAUGUUACUAUCAUCAGUUUGUUUGAGUGUUGUUACAAUCUAUUGCAUUUUCACAAGUGCUAAUGCAUACAAAAGUUUCACGCCAUGCACAGGUGACGAAGACUGCAUAGGUCUUCAAGAUGCAAAAUGCAAAGGCAACGUUUGCAUCUGCAACGGUUCCAGAUUCUGUAAAGAAGAGGUUAAAACGCCAACAGUCACCAAAAUUGGGGAACGGUGUAACACUACCGAAGAAUGUCUUCCUCUGCAGUCUGAAUGUGGUCCAAACAACGUGUGUACGUGCCACGAGGGGUACGUGGAGGAGCCAUCAGGCAGGAAAUGUCUACAGGUGUCUGAAGGGAUGGGUAGUAGCUGCAUCGAAGACGUUCAGUGCUAUACGAAAACGGCCCACACAGUAUGUCGAGAUAAUAAAUGCGACUGUCACGAACACAUGCACCACCACAAUGGCACCUGCUACAACAAUGUUGGUUACAAAUUCGUUUAGUAAAAACUUAAGCAUAUGGCACUGGUGGCGCCUGUCAAAGAUAAAAAUGAUCAUAGGGGUAGCGCACAUCUGGCAAUUAUUUUUACAUGUUUACACUGCACAGGCAUUUCAACGCUUCGCCUCGCACCUAUGACACCACAUGCAUGUCUGUCAGUAGUUGCAAUCCUCGCUAAACCAGCGCCAAAUGUGCAUAAAUCUGCUGUUUUUUUUUUUCAGAUGUGAUCAACCAAAAUAUUGCAGAGUCGCCAGGAACAAUGAUUUGAAGUUUUCAAUCGGUAUUUUCCAAGAAGUUUCAUAUCGUAAGAAUAUCGAUAUUUUUACUCCUGAAAGGGAGCAUCGGAAGUCAUUUCACAAGUUUCCGAUCCCGUUUAUUAUUUAGUAAAUCAUUACGAAACUAUGCGACAUUUGAGACCUUAAAAUGCUAACAAUAAAAUGUCUUAUGCUAUAUAGACCCAGAUAAUUUGGGGCGCUAAAUUUGAAUAUCACCUUGGAAAAACCGUGAAGAAUCAUGGUGUCGAUUUCAUCUCGUUUUUGUGAUUCCAGCCUUGUCUCAAGCCUGCACCACAGAGCUUGAAUGCUCCCUGACGCAUGCUGCGUUCUGCCUCCGCGGCAAAUGCUCUUGCCUGGAUAGCCACGCUCCGAACCGCAACGCGACAAAGUGCUUGCCCGUCGCCCUAGGACACGGCGCAUCCUGUGAGGACGACGUCCAGUGUACGGUGACCUUGGGCGG
Molecule: messenger RNA, 1434 nt
Organism: Acanthoscelides obtectus
Lineage: Eukaryota; Metazoa; Arthropoda; Insecta; Coleoptera; Chrysomelidae
Source: the annotation of a GenBank genome assembly